This is a messenger RNA of Carica papaya (papaya), 1355 nucleotides long. Lineage: Eukaryota; Viridiplantae; Streptophyta; Magnoliopsida; Brassicales; Caricaceae. The record is from RefSeq and is a predicted model, not a curated record.
UUCUCUUUGAAACAGUUCUGUGCCCAGGAAUCAGUUCCUCAUGCUAAACUGGAGCAUCCUGCAGCGUACAGUGUGUACAGAAUUUGCACUUGCAAACAAUGUGGAAAGGAGGCAGAUGGGAAGGAUUGUCUAGUAUGUGAUUCUUGUGAAGAAAUGUACCAUGUGUCCUGCAUUGAGCCUGCUGUCAAGGAGAUUCCCCCAAGAAGCUGGUAUUGUGCAAAAUGCACAGCCAGUGGAAUUGGAUCACCUCAUGAGAACUGUGUAGUAUGUGAGAAGGUUAAUGCCCCUAGGACCUUAAUUAGUCAUGGUGUUAAUGAUAUUAGUCCAACAAAUGGUGAGCCAUUUUAUGAGAUUGAAGAGAAUUCAAAUGGUAGUAUGGAGAAUGGGCUUCAAAUGUCAGAAGAGAGCAAAAACAACUCUAUGUGCAAGGUUUGUGGCGGGGAGGUAGAGGAUGGUGAAAAGUUCAGGAUGUGUGGUCAUUCCUUCUGUGUUAGCAAAUAUUAUCAUACAAGGUGCCUGACAACUAAGCAGUUAAAAUCAUAUGCUGCCUGUUGGUACUGCCCUUCUUGUCUCUGUAGAAUUUGCCUCAAUGACAAAGAUGAUGAUAAGAUUGUUCUAUGUGAUGGUUGUGAUGAUGCAUACCAUAUUUACUGCAUGAAACCACCUCGCACUUCAAUUCCAAGGGGCAAGUGGUUUUGCAGAAAAUGUGAUGGUGGUAUACAGAGAAUACGCAAAGCAAAAAGAGCAUUCGAAAAAUUUGAAAAUAAACAGAAAGAGAGGGGUGGAGACAGUGAAAAGGAAAAUGAAGUAUCUGAAAAGCAACAGUGCGAGAAUGAGAAAGAAGAAUCGGACAAGGGAAGAGGAGGAAUGGACAUGCUCUUGUCUGCGGCCAAUACUCUAAACUAUGAAGAGAAGAUGGCUGCCAUUCAGAUAAAGAAUUAGAAGGAAGUUUGAUAUUGAAGAAUGACUUGUCUAGUAUGUUUACUUGCUGAUUCCCAAAAAUUUAUUUCCGGUGCAAUUUUUUGGGGGACAAAUAUUUUGGUAGGUUGUAAAGCACUAGAUCUACUGACUUUUGGAUAGAUAACUCAGUGACAACAUGAUUCCAAAGGCUGUAUAUCGCUGGCUAGCAUCCCAUGAAUCAGGAUCAGGGGGGAAAAGCAUUAGAUUCAUUUUGUGCAAAUGACCCUUUAAACAUUUUGGAGGAUAUUUUGCCCACUUUGUACUAAGCAGUAUAUACUUUUGAAGAGGAGUCCUCAAAAAACAGUGUUUCUCACUCUUGUUAAGUGUUGUAAAAUGAAGAAAUUGUGACUAAAGCAAACUGAAUUAGUAAUGAAGUGGAAGGAUUAUUCUCUGUC